Messenger RNA from Prunus persica (peach), 1516 nucleotides. Its product is annotated as 1-aminocyclopropane-1-carboxylate oxidase homolog 1. Lineage: Eukaryota; Viridiplantae; Streptophyta; Magnoliopsida; Rosales; Rosaceae. The coding region runs from base 241 to 1374 and encodes 377 amino acids. The transcript is spliced from 3 exons. The record is from RefSeq and is a predicted model, not a curated record.
AGUACAAGGAUGUAACCCUAAUAGAGUCAAACUAAGAAACAAGAUAAAAACCUAAUUACACAAUAUCUAUACAAAAAGAAAAGAAAUAUAAUCCUAAUAAACUAAGAAAUAAAUAUUCUAAUUAAGCUAGGAUCUCUCUAACACAAAACACUAACACCUUUGCUUGCUCUAACCCUUUCCUAUUCUUAUCUUUCAACUCUGAAAUCCCUUCAGUCCACACGAGAUACACAGCUGCAAAAAAUGGUAGUGACAAGCUCCAAAGGCAGUGAAGCUGCUGGCGUUGGAUCCAACUAUGACCGGACAAGUGAAUUAAAGGCCUUAGAUGACUCAAAAGCUGGAGUUAAGGGACUUGUAGAUGCUGGUUUGGCUAAAAUCCCAAGAAUUUUCAUUCAUGACCCAACAAAGAUCAUCAAGAACGAACCAAUUAGCCCCAAUGAGGGCUCCGGGUUCGGCAUCCCAGUCAUAAGCUUAGAAGGCAUCGCCAAAGACGCAGGUCAACGUGCCCAGGUCAUUAACCAAGUUAGACAAGCUUCUGAGAAGUGGGGGUUUUUCCAGGUGGUCAACCAUGAGAUUCCAGUCCAGGAUCUGGAGGAGAUGAUUGAUGGAAUAAGAAGGUUUCAUGAGCAAGAGCAAGCAGUGAAGGAGGAGAUUUAUUCGCGCGAUUAUACCAAGAAGGUUUUGUAUAAUACCAAUUUUGAUCUUUAUCAUGCACCAGCUGCUAACUGGAGGGAUACCUUGUCUUGUGUUUUGGCUCCUCAGGCUCCCAACCUUGAAGAAUUACCUUCAAUCUGCAGGGAUAUAGUGUUUAAUUACUCGGAGAAAGUAAAGAGUUUAGGGGCCACUUUGUUUGAAUUGUUGUCUGAAGUGCUUGGGCUAAAACCCAACCACCUAAAGGACUUGGGCUGUGCUGAGGGACUAUUUUUUCUGGGUCAUUACUACCCAGCAUGUCCUGAACCAGAAUUGACGAUGGGCACAAGUCAACAUUCUGAUAGUAGCUUCCUCACAGUUCUCCUACAAGACCAAAUUGGUGGCCUCCAAGUCCUCCAUGAAAAUCAGUGGGUGGAUGUUAAACCAAUUCAUGGAGCUCUAGUCAUUAAUCUUGGAGACAUGUUGCAGCUAAUCUCAAACGACAAGUUCAUAAGUGUGAAUCACAGAGUCUUGGCCAAAAAUGUAGGUCCAAGAAUUUCUGUGGCAUGUUUUUUCAGACAGCAUCUUCCACCGGAAAAUUCUUCAAGACUGUAUGGACCAAUCAAGGAGUUGUUAUCAGAAGAAAAUCCUCCAAUUUAUCGGGAAACCACGGUGAAAGAUUUUGUUGCGCAUUACUACACGAAAGGGCUGAACGGGGUCCCUGCACUGGAAUAUUUUAAGAUAUGAAGCUAGGCCAUGGAUAUAUAUGUAGGGUCUAACUAGGUUUAUGCAGCAAUGAAUCUAUAUAUGCUCUUGUUAAAAAGGAAAGCAAUAAAUUUUUCUUUUCGAUCAGAAUAUUAUAGUCCGUGUGAUAACCAUUUUAAUUUUA